Molecule: messenger RNA, 610 nt
Organism: Bemisia tabaci
Lineage: Eukaryota; Metazoa; Arthropoda; Insecta; Hemiptera; Aleyrodidae
Product: small ribosomal subunit protein uS8A
Biological process (GO): translation
Cellular component (GO): ribosome
Molecular function (GO): structural constituent of ribosome
Source: RefSeq, a predicted model, not a curated record
ACUUCCAUCAAUCAUCAAAUUUACCGGAACCACAACCACCGGAACCGGACCGGGAUAGAAUAUUUUGUGGUUAUGUUGCUCCGCUAAAAGUAUACGUGUAAUCUGCAGUAUUUUUAUUAAUCUCUGGGUCACCUGAAGUUUGAAAAAAAUCAGUCACAAUGGUGCGGAUGAGUGUGCUGGCUGAUGCCUUAAAAUGUAUUAACAACGCAGAAAAGAGAGGCAAACGUCAGGUGUUGAUCCGACCCUGCUCGAAAGUCAUCAUCAAAUUUUUAACAGUCAUGAUGAGGCACGGAUAUAUCGGAGAAUUCGAGAUUGUAGAUGACCACCGAGCUGGCAAAGUAGUUGUAAAUUUAACUGGCAGAAUUAACAAAUGCGGAGUAAUAUCACCUAGGUUCGAUAUGCCAGUGAACAAAUUUGAAAAUUGGACAAACUCUCUGCUACCAUCAAGACAGUUUGGAUACUUAGUGCUAACUACCAGUGGAGGAAUUAUGGAUCACGAAGAAGCGAGGCGGAAACAUCUGGGAGGCAAAAUCCUAGGAUUCUUCUUCUAACCUAAUUUUAAGACCAAUGACUUCUCAAUAGCCUUUUUUAAUAAACUCCUUGUUUCCAA